Messenger RNA from Budorcas taxicolor (takin), 1154 nucleotides. RefSeq names its product cyclin dependent kinase 5 regulatory subunit 1 (gene CDK5R1). Gene Ontology annotation, biological process: positive regulation of cyclin-dependent protein serine/threonine kinase activity; activation of protein kinase activity; brain development. The transcript has a single exon. Bases 1 to 924 code for a protein of 307 amino acids. The record is from RefSeq and is a predicted model, not a curated record. NCBI's taxonomy places the organism in Eukaryota, Metazoa, Chordata, Mammalia, Artiodactyla, Bovidae. Gene Ontology annotation, molecular function: protein kinase binding; cyclin-dependent protein serine/threonine kinase activator activity. Gene Ontology annotation, cellular component: cytoplasm; protein kinase 5 complex.
AUGGGCACGGUGCUGUCCCUGUCCCCCAGCUACCGGAAGGCCACGCUGUUUGAGGAUGGCGCGGCCACGGUGGGCCACUACACGGCCGUGCAGAACAGCAAGAACGCCAAGGACAAGAACCUGAAGCGGCACUCCAUCAUCUCCGUGCUGCCGUGGAAGAGGAUCGUGGCCGUGUCGGCCAAGAAGAAGAACUCUAAGAAGGUGCAGCCCAACAGCAGCUACCAGAACAACAUCACGCACCUCAACAAUGAGAACCUGAAGAAGUCGCUGUCGUGCGCCAACCUGUCCACGUUCGCCCAGCCCCCGCCGGCCCAGCCGCCCGCCCCCCCUGCCAGCCAGCUCUCGGGUUCGCAGACCGGGGUCUCCUCGUCCGUCAAGAAGGCCCCGCACCCUGCCGUCAGCUCCGCAGGGACGCCCAAACGGGUCAUCGUCCAGGCGUCCACCAGCGAGCUGCUGCGCUGCCUGGGCGAGUUCCUCUGUCGCCGGUGCUACCGCCUGAAGCACCUGUCCCCCACGGACCCUGUGCUCUGGCUGCGCAGCGUGGACCGCUCGCUGCUGCUGCAGGGCUGGCAGGACCAGGGCUUCAUCACGCCGGCCAACGUGGUCUUCCUCUACAUGCUCUGCCGGGACGUCAUCUCCUCCGAGGUGGGUUCUGACCACGAGCUCCAGGCGGUCCUGCUGACCUGCCUGUACCUCUCCUACUCCUACAUGGGCAACGAGAUCUCCUACCCGCUCAAGCCCUUCCUGGUGGAGAGCUGCAAGGAGGCCUUUUGGGACCGCUGCCUCUCCGUCAUCAACCUCAUGAGCUCCAAGAUGCUGCAGAUCAACGCCGACCCCCACUACUUCACGCAGGUGUUCUCCGACCUGAAGAACGAGAGCGGCCAGGAGGACAAGAAGCGGCUCCUCCUCGGGCUGGACCGGUGAGCCCGCCAGCCUGCAUCAUGGCUCAAGGAUUCAAUUCAUUUUUAAAAAUUUAUUCUUAAAUCAGAUUUUGUGUACAGUAUGUGUCUAGCAAAGCCACCAAGGGCCUCUCCCUUCCCACCUCCCCUCCUUGGGGAUUUCCUCUGCCCUGCCAAGAACCCUGGGCGCUUCUGAACUCCCGAACCUUGUGCAACAUUCAGAAGAUGUAUUCAGAGCCACCCUGGCCCCCGACC